UGGCCAUUCCAGUAGUAGAUCGGUUUCCAAAUGGAAAAGGAAUAUCUUAUCCUACAGCUCCAUGCAUGCGGAAAGCCAUGACAUUAUCCGACGACUGCCUGUUACGGCAUGUGCACUAUUCUGGCGGGCACAAACGACUAAACAGUAAAACACAUGCCAUCUAUGGAAAACCAUGCCAGAUCAAGUGGAACACCGAGCGGAAAUGGAGACCGGUAGACAAAAUCCAAGCCGGGAGCCACGCGCGCGUCGCUGUCCACGCCAGAGCCAGGUGGGACGCACACACGAAACGGCCGUACCUGCACGGGGUCGGAACCUGGAAGUCGCGGGAGCUCUCCGGCAUGCACCGCCGCCAUCCCCCCACGUCCUCCGCGCUCCGGCCUCCGAUAUCCGGUUCCCUUCGCCGCCCACGGGAAAGAAAGGCCCUAUCUAGCAGGCGGGUAGCGCGCCCUUCCACGAUCAGUGUCAUCUCCCCUGUCCUCUUGCUUCCGAAAAGGCUUCGUCGCCGUCAUCAGAUUGAGAUCCACAUCAGAGCCGCAUGGCCCAAGCACCCGUCAUCAGAUAGGGAUCCACGUCGGAUAGGCUCCAAGUCCCCACUCGCAUGCGUGCGCGCGCGCGCGCAUCCGCUCUCCCAUACAGACGAGCAAGAUCUGACGAACCGGAUUGAAGGAUCAAACAAGCCCACAGGGCCAGCCGAGAACCGAAACGAGGGAAAGGUCAGAACAGGAAGGCAUGUACAUAUAGUUCGAACACGGAGGGCCCAGGUGCUUACUCGCUCUCGUCUCGUCAUCUCAUCAGUCGGUCCAGCGUCACGGACCGGUGCUGCUGGAAGGCGGCACCUCGACGGGGGAUGGACAUGGAGCGGAGCGUCGCGUGCUACCGGCAGUGGAUCGCCGGCCAGGAGGCGGGCCUCGCCGAGCUGGUGGCCGCGUCGGCCAAUGCCGCCGCGGGCAGGGCCACCGACGCCGAGCUGCGGGCCGUGGUGGCGCGGUGCAUGCUCGGGUACCAGGACUACGUCGCUGGCCGGCGCGCGCUGUCGCCGGGCGACGGCACCGCCUUCGUCGCCCCGCCCUGGUGCACCGCCUUCGAGAGGUCCGUGCUCUGGCUCGGGGGGUGCCGCCCCUCGCUCACCAUCCGCCUGCUCUACAACCUCUCCGGGGAGGGCCUAGAGGUGCAGGUCCAGGAGUUCGUCAACGGCCGCGGGCCCCUUCCCAGAGGGAGGAUGGGGAUCACGCCCGGCCAGCUGGUGCUCAUCAACGACCUCCACCGCCGGACGCUGCACCAGGAGCACGCCCUCUCGGGUCGCCUCGCCACCCUGCACGAGGACGUCGCGGACAGCCCGCUCUUCCCCAUCGUGCGGCAGCGCGCCGCGGCGACGGCGGUGCAGCUGGCGGCCGGCGGCUGCGACGGCGCGGUCGGGCCGGGGGGCGUGGACGCCGAGGUGGACGCGGCGCUGAGCAGCUACAGGGCCGGGCUGGCGCAGCUGGUGGCGGAGGCCGACGAGCUGCGGAUGGAGACGGCGCGGGCGAUGGCCACGGAGAUCCUGACGCCGCGGCAGGCUGUGGAGAUGCUGGCGGCGGCCAAGCAGCUGCACCUCUCCGUCCGCGACUGGAGCCGCCGCACGGAAGGCGCUGGCACCCAGCAGCGGCUCAACGGCCGCGCGCCGUGA
Molecule: messenger RNA, 1666 nt
Organism: Panicum hallii
Lineage: Eukaryota; Viridiplantae; Streptophyta; Magnoliopsida; Poales; Poaceae
Product: protein DOG1-like 3
Exons: 1
Coding region: 848-1666 (272 amino acids)
Biological process (GO): DNA-templated transcription
Molecular function (GO): sequence-specific DNA binding
Source: RefSeq, a predicted model, not a curated record